Messenger RNA from Sardina pilchardus (European sardine), 2238 nucleotides. It is a transcript of the gene cnga1a, whose product is annotated as cyclic nucleotide gated channel subunit alpha 1a. Gene Ontology annotation, biological process: monoatomic cation transmembrane transport. Gene Ontology annotation, cellular component: intracellular cyclic nucleotide activated cation channel complex; plasma membrane. The transcript is spliced from 10 exons. Gene Ontology annotation, molecular function: cGMP binding; intracellularly cAMP-activated cation channel activity; protein-containing complex binding. The coding region runs from base 1 to 2238 and encodes 745 amino acids. NCBI's taxonomy places the organism in Eukaryota, Metazoa, Chordata, Actinopteri, Clupeiformes, Clupeidae. The record is from RefSeq and is a predicted model, not a curated record.
AUGAAUGCACGGACCUGUGUCUCCCUAACACAAAGGAGGAGGAUGGAUAAGACUGUGACUUUGCCGCUGUCAUUCUUCCCCAUCUCUAUAAUCUCCAAAUCCCUGAGAGGGUGUCCACACAAGUUUGCAGAUAUGACAUCAGCUCAGAGUGGUCAUGGGGCUGCCCAGCCAUCUCACGCAGUCCCCCGCACCAUGUCUGAGGAGGCAGAGGAGGCCAGUGACAGACCCCGAAGAUCAUUCGGCGCCAUAGACUCCCUUAACAUGAAUAAUAACAACAACAAUGAAGAGGAUGAGAAGGAGAAAAAGAAAGAGAAGAAAGAGAAAAAAGAGAAGAAAGAGAAAAAAGAAAAGAAGAACAAUGGAGAAGAUGACAAAGAAAAAGAAAAGGAAAAAGAGAAAGAGAAGGAAAAAGAAAAGGAAAAAGAGAAAGAAAAAGAGAAAGAAAAGGAGAAAGAAAAGGAGAAAGAAAAGGAGAAAGACAAAGACAAAGACAAGAAAGAAGUACCAAAGGAGCCAUUCAUUAUGAACCCAGGAAGCAGCCUGUACAACUACUGGCUCUUCAUAAUCUCAAUCCCUGUCAUGUACAACUGGACUGUGAUCAUUGUGAGAGCAUCUUUUGAGGAAUUCCAGCACAGGAACCUGUACACUUGGUUCUUCCUGGACUACACCGCUGACCUGGUGUAUUUGGCUGAUAUUGCCGUGAGAACAAGGACAGGUUACCUGGAGCAAGGCCUGAUGGUCAAGGAUGAGAAAAAGCUUUUGGCUGAAUACAUGUCAAGUAGACAGUUCAAACUGGAUGCAAUUUCAAUGUUGCCCACUGAUCUCCUGUACUUUUACUUGGGUCUCGACUAUCCCGAGAUCCGCAUGAACAAACUUCUCCGGAUCAACCGUAUAUUUGAGUUCAUGCAGCGCAUGGAAACCAAAACCAACUUCCCUAACAUCUUGCGCAUCUGGACCCUGGUCAUGUAUAUCAUAAUCAUCACUCACUGGAAUUGCUGUCUCUACUAUUCAUUCUCUAAGGCCAUUGGCUUUGGCUCAGACCCUUGGGUCUACCCUUCGCUGGAAGAGAAGGAGUUUGGAAUGCUGCUGACAAAGUACUCCUUCAGCCUUUACUGGUCCACCAUGACACUGACCACAAUCGGUGAGAUGCCACCUCCCGAGCUUGACUCCGAGUUCUUCUUCCACACCGUCGAUUUCCUGGCAGGCGUGUUCAUCUUUGCCACUAUCGUAGGUAAUGUGGCCUCCAUGAUUUCCAACAUGAACGCAGCUCGAGCCAAAUUCCAGGCGCGCAUCGAUAACAUCAAGCAAUACAUGCAUGCGCGCAAGGUGAGCAAGGACCUGGAGUUGCGUGUCAUCACCUUGUUUGACUACCUGUGGAACACCAACCGAUCGCAAGACGAACGGGAGGUGCUGCGGUACCUGCCGGACAAGCUGCGGGCGGAGAUUGGCAUCAGCGUGCACUUGGAGACCCUCAAGAAAGUGCGUAUUUUCGCCGACUGCGAGGCCGGACUUCUGAUUGAGCUGGUGCUCAAGCUGCGCCCCGUCGUCUUCAGCCCAGGGGACUACAUCUGCCGGAAAGGCGACAUCGGCCGGGAGAUGUACAUCAUCAAAGAUGGCAAGCUGGCCGUGGUGGCGGAUGACGGGGUGACGCAGUUUGUAGUCCUAGGUGAGGGAAGCUAUUUUGGGGAGAUCAGCAUCCUUCAAAUCAAGGGCAGCAAGGCGGGCAACCGCAGGACGGCCAACAUCCGCAGCGUUGGCUACUCAGAUCUCUUCCUCCUCUCCAAAGAUGACCUGAUGGAGGCGCUCACUGAGUACCCCGAUGCCAAGGCCAUGCUGGAGGACAAAGGUCGGCAGAUCCUCAUGAAGGACAACCUGAUCGAGCUCGACCCGUCCAAGUUGAAGCCAGACGAGAAGGACCUGGAGGGCAACGUGAACCGUCUGUUCAGCAACAUAGAGAUGUUGAAGGGUAAACUCUCCAAGGUGAUGAAGGACCACAAAGGGGCACGGAAGGCAUUGAAGGAACGCAUCUCCCAAAUUGAACGCACUAUGAAGUCCAUAAUGCAGGAAAAUAUUACUAAGAUUGUUUCUGAGUGGGAAAUGGUUGUGUUCACACAGGGGCUAUUUGCCCUCCAGAGGUAUCUUCAUGCAGGCUGGGUAGCUGGCAAGUGCUGCAUCAGUGAGUAUCCACUGGAGACUGGAGAAAUAGAGGAGACUGGCGGAAAGACCACCUGCACCUGA